UGGUGCUGCCCUUGGUGGGACACCCCGUUUGGGCCGUCCCUGGAGGGGGUGGCAGGGGGGGAUGUCCCCUGGGGUGUCCCCCAGUGAUGGCUCUUCCUCUGCUGCAGGACACGGGUUUCAGGUGGGCGACCCCGAGCCAGUCCCCGGAGGAGCACAGGAGGGUGGUGACGCUGGAGAAGAAGGCAGAGGAGUCUUUCGGCUUCGAGAUCCAGACCUACGGGCUGCACCACCAGGACAGGAACAGCGUGGAGAUGUUCACCUUCGUGUGCCGCGUGCACGGCGGGAGCCCGGCCGAGGCCGCGGGGCUCAAGGCUGGGGACACGAUCACGGGGGUGAACGGGCUGAACGUGGAGGGCGUCCGGCACCGGGAGAUCGUGGAGAUCAUCAAGAGCUCAGGGAACGUGCUCCGGCUCGACACGCUCUAUGGGACGUCCAUCCGGAGGGCGGAGCUGGAAGCCCGGCUGCAGUACCUGAAGCAAACACUCUAUGAGAAGUGGGGGGAGUACCGCUCGCUGAUGGUGCAGGAGCAGCGGCUGGUGCGGGGUGUGGUGGCCAAGGAUCCCAGUAUCUACGACACACUGGAGUCCAUCCGCUGGUGCCUGCAGGGGGAGGGGGGGCUGCCGGGGGGCUCCUCCCGCGCCAGUGGCAGCGACGACUCCCUGUACCAGACCUGCGUCUUCGCCUCCACCGACUCGCUGGAUGGGGACAGGGACAAGGAUGGUGACAAGGACAAGGAUGGGGACAGUGGGAGUCCCGCGCCACCCCCGCCACGCCCCCGGCCCGCCCUGACCCGCAGCGCCAGCCUCAAGUGUGCCGGGGGGGUGGGGGCCGCGGGGCGACUCUGGGCCCGGGCCGGGGACCCCGGGGAGGGGGCGGCCGCCCCCCGCAAGGGCCGACACAGCAGCUUCCGCCGGCGGCUGCUCAAGUUCAUCCCGGGACUGAACCGGGCACUGGAGGAGGAGGAGAGUCACCUCUAGCCGGGGGUGUCCCCCCCCCAGGACUAUUUAUUUAUUUAUUCCAAGGGGAUUCAUCCCCCCAUCCCCGGGGGAAGGAGGUUGGGGUUGGCCCCAGGGGUCCCGGUUUGGCCCCCCCCCCAGACCGGGGGGGUCCUGACACCGAGGGACAGACGUGACACCGAGGGACAGACGUGACACCGAGGGACAGACGUGACACCGAGGAACGGACGUGAGGACCCUCCCGAAACGGCUCACGGAGCCGUUGCUGCUCUCAGGAAUCAGUGCCCUCCUCCCUGUGGGCAUUGGGGGGCCCUGCAUCCCCCAGGUUUGGGGGACUGUGGGGGUCCCGCCCCCCCGGGGCUGUUGUACCGCGCCAGCGCUCGCCAAUA
Molecule: messenger RNA, 1345 nt
Organism: Chiroxiphia lanceolata (lance-tailed manakin)
Lineage: Eukaryota; Metazoa; Chordata; Aves; Passeriformes; Pipridae
Gene: TAMALIN
Product: trafficking regulator and scaffold protein tamalin
Exons: 7
Coding region: 87-977 (296 amino acids)
Biological process (GO): signal transduction
Cellular component (GO): plasma membrane
Molecular function (GO): protein binding
Source: RefSeq, a predicted model, not a curated record